Messenger RNA from Tripterygium wilfordii, 2106 nucleotides. Its product is annotated as putative nuclear RNA export factor SDE5. The transcript is spliced from 12 exons. Bases 265 to 1743 code for a protein of 492 amino acids. The record is from RefSeq and is a predicted model, not a curated record. NCBI's taxonomy places the organism in Eukaryota, Viridiplantae, Streptophyta, Magnoliopsida, Celastrales, Celastraceae.
GGGGAUCUAAAAAUGACUUGCCAGGGAAGAACAAAAUCAAAUCAGACUGCGCAAUUAUGGUGUUGAGCGCCAAAACCCCCCCGAAAAGCUGUCCUUACGCUUUUUUAUUUAUUUUCUUUAUUGGGCAAACUUCUCACUGUUCAUGUCCUUUUCAUUCCUCCUCUCGCCUUCUGCGUAUCAAUAUAAAUAUAUGCACAUCACGCAAUUACAGUCGCUUGAGUCGUCACCACUGGAGAGGUCGUGAGCGGAUUCGUUCUGUUUGAAAUGGAAGCGCCAGGGAUUACCACAUCAAAAUACCAUGACGAGGAGAAGGCGCUGAGCAUUUUGCUCGAUGCAUUUGGUUCGAUAUUUUCUCUUGAGGAAAUAGCGACUGCUUAUUGUAAGGCAGAUCGGAAUGCAGAUAUGGCUGGUGAUAUUUUGUAUGAAAUGCAAGGAUGCACAUCUACCUCUACUUCAGAGGCAUUUUAUGCAGAGAGCAAGACUUCAGAAUCUUCAGAAUCAUCCGAUGGUAAUGAUUGUCAGAAUCCAUGCCAAGCAACUCAGAAAUCCAAAGCGUCAAAGCUGAAAUGGCGUCCAGCCUUGGGAGGUACUGUUUCGAGCAUCAUUGGAAAAGAUUAUCUCAAAACGGCACCUUCAUCCAACAUUUCUUGUAUGGCGACCAAACCAACAAAAUUAAACUCAAAGGAGUUCCAAAUGUCUGAGAUGUGGGUGGAAAAAGGAGAACCAAGUUCAGCGAAGGAUGAUCGUACCCACAAGGAUAUGGAAAAUUUUCUAUUCAAAAUGCUAGGGGGCACAUUCCGGCUGGACAUGAAUGAGAUUCGACAAGUUCUUGAUAGUUGUGGCUAUGACAUGCCAAAGAGCAUGGAGAAGCUACUUGAUCAGUCAACAGCAGCUUUGAAUGGAAGGAACAAACUUGCUGCUGGAUCAAUUGAAAAGCAAAAUUUGGAGAAAAUGAAAUCCCCUGCAGGGAAUGGACAUGAAAUUUCAAAUUCAAAUGAAGGAGCAUUUGAUAGACAACAGAAGCAGAGAGAUGAUCUCCAGAAGGAGGUUUGGGCAGCUUUAUUCAAUGCUAGUGGGAUAUCUCAGGAGUUGCCUAAAAGAACUGAAAGAGCUGUGCAGAGGUCUAAGGCCUUUGGAGCAACAGUGGUUGAACCUCCUACUGAAUUCACUGCAGAACGUGAGAUAGAUGUGGCUGAUGUGGGUUGGUUGUAUGCACAGCAGAAUAUCAUUGAUGAUGAAGAUGCAGAGGGUGGCUACCAUGCUCUACGUAGAGCUGUGAGAGAAUAUCGGGUCACAAUGAAAGAAUACUACAAAGCUGCUGUUGAAGCAUUUGCUCAUGGGGAUCAUGCCCUUGCAAACAAAUUUUUAGAUCAGGGGAAUUUUUUCAAUGAAAAGGCUAAGCAAGCAGAUGAAGAAUCCAGUCAAAAGAUUUUCGAAAUAAAUGGGAGUAAUGCUGAUACGCAAGAUGAGAUGUUGCUUGACUUGCACGAGUGUGGUGUGAGGGAAGCCAGGCGCCUUUUGAAGCUUCAUCUCUCAUCAGUUGCGGGCAUCUCAUCAAUCAAGUACCUCAAGGUUAUCACUGAGACGAAUGAACAAGCUAUGUCGAAGGGGUCUCGCAUCCGAAUGGGUAUACAAAAGCUAUUGGAACUGGAAUCCAUUGAAUGGACUGAAGUUGACACUGGAAGUAUUCGAAUUCGUAUCGAUAACAUCAACCCUAAAGGUUUGAGCUUUGCCAAAAAGUAGUAUGCAAAACGGAAUCAAGCAUUUUGAAGAAGACACUGCAAGUAAUAAAUUUUGAAAUGGUUUGCAAUUUUUGUCGACUGAAGCUCUUUUAGCUUUGGUUCCUUUUUUUUUUUUCCAUACCUCGAUUGGAGGUAUUGGUUAAAAGAAAUAGGUUCGGUAUUUCUAUAAGCCGAAUGGCUCAUUGAAACUUUUCUAUGAAAUAAACUGUACCAUAAAGGUAUAGUGUAAUGUACUUCAUUAUCCAUUGCAGAAUUGCUUGCAAUUCUAUGAUUGUCUGAGAAAUUUUGUUUAUGACCUAAUCUCUAAUAGGUGAGAGCAAAUUUUGUGAAUUGCUUGGAGAUUCAAACUUUAUCCAUUUCUACA